Messenger RNA from Aspergillus affinis, 447 nucleotides. Its product is annotated as RidA family protein. Gene Ontology annotation, molecular function: deaminase activity. The transcript has 3 exons. Lineage: Eukaryota; Fungi; Ascomycota; Eurotiomycetes; Eurotiales; Aspergillaceae. The record is from RefSeq and is a predicted model, not a curated record. Gene Ontology annotation, cellular component: cytosol; mitochondrion. The coding region runs from base 1 to 447 and encodes 148 amino acids.
AUGGUAUCUAUCUCCACAUGCCCAUUCUUCUCAUCCUCGAGUCAGCUACCAUGGCGUACCGCACUCCCGUCCACACCACUGCCGCUGCCGCGCCCCUUCCCGCAAUAUUCACAGGCUGUCAAGUACAAUGGCCUAGUAUACUGCAAUGGCUCAAUCGGCAUUGAUCCGAGGACUGAUGAGCUUGUUCCGGGGACCGUGACCGACCGCGCGCACAUGGCUCUCCAGAAUCUCGAGGCCAUUGUUAAGACCGCUGGAAGUGGUAUGAACCGUGUACUCAAGGUCAAUGUCUUCUUAUCCGACAUGGAUGAUUUUGACGGCAUGAAUGAGGCCUGGGAUCAGUUUUUCCCCGAGGACCCUAAGCCGUGUCGUACCUGCGUUGAGGCUCGUCAGCUGCCGCUUGGAACCGACGUUGAGAUCGAAAUGAUUGCAAGUUACGAUUUGGAAUGA